Salvelinus sp. IW2-2015 is the source of this 1931-nucleotide messenger RNA. RefSeq names its product exonuclease V-like. The record is from RefSeq and is a predicted model, not a curated record. NCBI's taxonomy places the organism in Eukaryota, Metazoa, Chordata, Actinopteri, Salmoniformes, Salmonidae. Gene Ontology annotation, biological process: interstrand cross-link repair. Gene Ontology annotation, cellular component: nucleus. Gene Ontology annotation, molecular function: single-stranded DNA 5'-3' DNA exonuclease activity.
UGGACAGUGAUGGUGCAGAGAUGGCAGGAACAGUGGAAUAGAGAUUCUAAAGGGAGGCAUUUAUUUGAAGUACUGAGGAAAGUCAGGGAGGACGGCAGGAAGGGACAGAAGAGAGGAGGCUAAUAAGACCUUAAAUGUGAUUAUCACACUUUCCUAUUACCAGGAAACUGAAACCGUUGCGCAUGUAUUGCUACAGUGCGAGAGGCACAGAGCAAGACUGCGUUCUAGUAUGAGGGAGAGGGGGAUACAGGAAAUUCGUUUAAAUAGUAUAUUGAGUAGAAUUUUAUAUAUAUUUCAUUGGAGCAACGGUGCAGGCAGGUAGGGUUUAGUUUAUCCCUGUCUCUGGCCCACACUCCAGUACAGUAAGUGGAGGUAAUGCACCAUUACGUUGGAUGCUAACCGCCGAUAAACCCCACCGAAGACGAAGAGGACGCACGCGGUCGCCUUUACAGGAAUAAUUUUGCAAUGAAUUCCAACAUAACGUCAACGGAUCCAUCGGACGACUGGGGUGACAUAAGCGAUGCAGAAUUACUCGAUGUACAGUCAGAGCAUCUCGGCCCUCCUGACCGGUCCAGUCUGACUCUCGGUGGGAAUGUUGGUGAUGGUCAGUCCCUUGAAACAACAGAGAAGAGGAUCGAUUACCUUAUUAAAAAAUGGCCUAACCUCGCUCCCCUGUUAGAGAGGGUGAAGAACCGGAACGCUGCCUUGUCUGUCCCCAACCAGAGCCCAAUGGAGAGAUUCCUUAAACGUCACCUCAGCGUUACACAGCUAUGUGAGCAGUCUUGGUGUGAGAUCAAAAUGGCCUAUGGGUUCAUUAAGCCUAAAGUAAGGAUGCUAGAGAUGCAAAAGACAGAAGUGACAACUGGGGCCAGUAUUCAUCUCGUCAGAGAACUGGAGGUGAAACCAAAUGUUGUGACUGUGGUUGCUGUCACCAGGGAGGACAGGGAGGCUCUGAAGCUAAUCAGUAUGCUACAGAUGGUCCCAGCUUUAGAGGCAGGCCAGCUUGUGCGGGAGUUCCCAGUGUUUGGUGUGUUGGAAGGGAUGUUCUUCAUGGGUGUGGUUGAUGAGCUGUAUCGUAGUGACUCUGGGGAACUGGUCCUGAGUGAACUGAAGACCCGCAGUCACAACUCUCUGCCCCGCCCAGCCCAGACCAAGGGACACUCUCUACAGGUGGGUAUGUACAAGCUCUUGUUUGAUUCCAUGGUAAAGGGUUCUGCGACGAGGGACCAUCUCCUCCACAACCUUCAGCUGGAUCCUAAUCAGGUCCUUGGAUCAGACCUCCAGACCCACACCCAGUCACUGGGCCUCCAGGCAGUCACGUUCAGGGAGCUCCUGGACCACUUACUGGUCGUCCUUACCUGUUCUAACCUCCAUGCUAUCGACAAGCUACGCCUGGAGUAUAGCCACCAGAGCUCCGGAAAGCUCAUUGGGACCAGGGAGGUAGCGUUUGAGGAAGCCCAGCUUAGGACUAAGAUCAGGGGCUACCUGGCUUACUGGAGGGGCGAGAGGGUGCCCCAGGGAGUGGAAGUGGAGGAGGCCUGGAAGUGCAGGAUGUGUCCCUAUGAGGAGACCUGUGACUGGAGGAGGGAUAGAUCACAAAUGCUGAUGAUGGUGAAUAAGAGAGCCAAGUUGGAGUGUCCUAAGUCAGAUGAUCCCAAGCAAGAUGGUUCGAAUUUGAAUGGGUCGAAAUUGAAGUCAAAUACCGGUAGUUCUCCUGAAUUAAAUAGCCCUAAACAUACAGAACCCCAGGCAUGUCUCCUGUAAUGAUUUUCUSGGUGUAGUGUGAAUUUCAGGAAGGUUCUAUCUAUGUAUCAUUGAAAGUGUAAGCAAUAUUGAAGUCAGGUUUGUUUAGAGCUAAAGUGCCUUCAGAAAGUACACACCUCGACUUUUUCCACAUUCUGUUACAGCCUGAAUUUCAAAUGGAUUAAAUU